Messenger RNA from Sarcophilus harrisii (Tasmanian devil), 6944 nucleotides. It is a transcript of the gene PPM1E, whose product is annotated as protein phosphatase, Mg2+/Mn2+ dependent 1E. Gene Ontology annotation, biological process: negative regulation of protein kinase activity; protein dephosphorylation. NCBI's taxonomy places the organism in Eukaryota, Metazoa, Chordata, Mammalia, Dasyuromorphia, Dasyuridae. Gene Ontology annotation, molecular function: cation binding; protein serine/threonine phosphatase activity. The transcript has 7 exons. Bases 252 to 2519 code for a protein of 755 amino acids. The record is from RefSeq and is a predicted model, not a curated record.
GGGGAGGAGGCAAGGGGACGCGCUCGGUCUCUGCUCCCGCCCCCGGGUCGCGCACGUCCGUGCUCGGCGGCGCGCACGCCUGCGGGAGCCCUCUCCAGGCAGCCCUAGUGCUGAUCGCUCGUGCCGGUGCGGUCGCCCACCGCCCUUGGGGGAACCAGAAGAGGCUCGAGGGCAGCCCCCUGCCCGCCCCUCCCCCGGCUCUCCCUCCCUCCCCCUCCCGCCCGGCGCGCGCUGGGGUAUGAGCAGCGAGGAUGGCCGGCUGCAGCCCCGAGGAGAAAACUUAUCGGCGCUUCCUCGAGCUCUUCCUGGGCGAGUUCCGCGGACCGUGCGGCGGCGGCGAACCCGAGCCCGAGCCCGAGUCCGAGCCCGAGCCCGAGCCUGAGCCGGCGGCGGCCGCUGCGGCCGAGGGGACUCGGGAGGAGGUGGAGGACGAGGCGGCGGCGGCGGCGGAGCGGGAGCCAGAGCCCGGCGAGGAAGAGGAGGAGGAGGCGGUGGCCGCCGAGGACGAGGACGAGGACGGGGACGGGGAGGGCGCGGAGGAGGGGGUGGCCGACGAGGCGGACCCGGGGCAGCAGUCCGGGCCCCCGCCCCCGCCGCCGCCACAGCAGCCGCCGCCGCCCCUGCCUCCGCUGCCGCGGCCGCUCUCGGAGCGCAUCACCCCGGAGGAGGUGGAGGGCGAGAGCCUGGACCUGUGCCUGCAGCAGCUCUACAAAUAUAAUUGCCCUUCCUUUUUGGCUGCUGCUUUAGCCAGAGCAACAUCAGAUGAAGUCCUUCAGAGUGAUCUUUCUAUGUACUAUAUACCAAAGGAAACAGAUGGCUCAGAGGGGACUGUGGAGAUUGAGACAGUGAAAUUGGCACGUUCUGUCUUCAGCAAACUACAUGAGAUUUGCUGCAGUUGGGUGAAGGACUUCCCUCUCCGCAGGAAACCCCAAUUGUAUUAUGAGACAUCAAUCCAUGCCAUCAAAAACAUGCGCAGGAAAAUGGAGGACAAACACGUCUGCAUUCCUGAUUUUAAUAUGCUCUUCAAUCUAGAGGAUCAAGAAGAACAAGCUUACUUUGCUGUGUUUGAUGGGCACGGUGGAGUGGAUGCUGCUAUUUACGCUUCUGUCCACCUCCAUGUGAACUUGGUGCGCCAGGAAAUGUUCCCCCAUGAUCCUGCAGAGGCUCUGUGCCGGGCCUUCCGCGUGACCGACGAGCGUUUUGUGCAGAAAGCAGCCAGGGAGAGCUUACGCUGUGGGACCACAGGUGUGGUGACAUUUAUCCGAGGCAACAUGCUCCACGUAGCCUGGCUGGGCGACUCUCAGGUGAUGCUUGUGAGGAAGGGCCAAGCUGUAGAAUUAAUGAAGCCACAUAAACCGGAUCGGGAGGAUGAGAAGCAACGAAUUGAGGCCCUUGGAGGCUGUGUGGUCUGGUUUGGUGCCUGGAGAGUGAAUGGAAGUCUGUCUGUCUCAAGAGCUAUUGGAGAUGCUGAGCAUAAGCCAUAUAUCUGUGGGGAUGCAGACUCUGCCUCCACUGUUUUAGAUGGGUCUGAAGACUACCUCAUUUUAGCUUGCGACGGCUUCUAUGAUACCGUAAACCCCGAUGAGGCAGUGAAGGUCGUGGCUGACCACCUGAAGGAAAAUAAUGGAGACAGUAGCAUGGUUGCCCACAAAUUGGUAGCAUCAGCUCGUGAUGCUGGGUCAAGUGACAAUAUCACUGUCAUUGUGGUGUUCCUGAGGGAUAUGAACAAAGCUAUAAAUGUUAGGGAGGAAUCAGACUGGACAGAGAACUCUUUUCAAGGAGGUCAAGAAGAUGGCGGGGAUGAUAAGGAAAAUCAUGGAGAAAGCAAACGCCCCUGGCCUCAGCACCAGUGCUCGGCACCCGCAGAUCUAGGCUAUGAUGGGCGAGUGGAUUCAUUCACUGAUAGAACUAGCUUGAGCACAGGGUCCCAAAUCAAUGUGCUUGAAGAUGCAGGCUACCUAGAUCUCACACAAAUAGAAGCAAGCAAACCUCAGAGUGCCAAAUUUUGGUCACCCGUUGAAAUGUUUGGUCUUACAGUACCAAAGAAAGCAAAUCUUGUUAAUGAUAUAAUAAUGGAGAAAGAAUCAGUCCGGUCUUCAGUGCAUGAACAGCAUAAUGCUGGAGAAUACCCUGCUUAUCUUAAUUUGGGUUCAACAUACAGAAUGGAGAGUUUGUCUCCAGUCUUUUCUAGGUUGGAAAAUGAACAGGAAAAUAAACCCCCGGGAAAGAGAGCUUCUAGUUUCUCUCAUUUACGCCACUAUUAUGCAAAGAGACGGCAUGGAUUCAGGCUCAAACCAAAGUUUCAUACGUUUCUCUUUGCUCACGAGCCUUCCCACAAAGCAGGCACAACUAGCCUGUCUUCACUUAUUCGAAGUGGGAAUAGAAAUAGGAGGUUGGUAAGAAGUUCUCUGACAUGGAGACAAAAUGCUUACAAAAAGUACAGUGAGAUUCUAAUGGGGAUGCUUAGAAACAGUAAUUGUAUACCAUAUGCAGACAUUCCCUGGAGCAGUAAAAUAUAAAAACUUUUCUUUAAAAUAGGUUAGAUACCUCUCCCCCCCACACACAUCCCUAAUAAAUCAGUAUCAUCAAUAUAGAAAACAAGAUGGGCAUUUCAGAAACAUGAAGUAUAUCAUUUUAUGAGUUAUGAAAAGCUCAGUUCUUGUAUGUAAAUAAUCUCUAGGAAAUUUUAAAAAGUGUUUCAAUCUUAAAAAUACUAGUGAUUCUACUCCCUAAAUUAUACAAUGGAUCCAUGUGUGCAUCCACACCUCUUAACACACACACCUCCUUGUAUCACUGGUGGAAAAUGACUUAAGUUGGUUCAUUUGAUUAGAUGCAGUCAGGAAACAGUUUUGAUCUGGCAGAAAUGUCUGUGGAGCAAUAUAUGUGUGUGUGAGUGCGUGUGUGUGUGUGUGUGUGUGUGUAUGGAUGUAUAUAUAUGGAUGUGUGUAUAUAUGCAUUUAUGUAUAUAUAUAUACACACAUAUAUUUACAUAUAUAUGAAGAGAACCUAGUUUAGAACUGUCAAAUUUAGCACAGAAGAUGUUCCCCAGAGUCAGGGUUCAUUUCUGGGUUUUAUUUUUUUUUUUUUAUUAAUAUCUUCCCAGGGAAAGAACUCUAGGAAAAUAUCCACUCUGUAGGUAAAAGAUUAAAAGCCAUAUGGAUUUUAAUGGAGCACACAGGAAGUGGGAGUCUAAUGUAAAAUCUCCCCUUUUCAAACUCAGAUUGAAAUACAGUCAGGUGUAAAAGCUGAACAUGAAAAUUCUUUCAUAGUUUUAAAAAAAAAAUGUUUCCUGUGGGGCUUUUCAGAAUCUUUUUUGGUGCUUUUUUUUUUUUUUUGGAGUUUUUAUGAUUACUUUUGUCAACUGAUUUUUAAUCUGUGACUUUAGUGAACUCCUUUUUCAUUGGACUUUCAACUCAGGAGUCAAAAGGAAUCAGUUUUGUCAAGAUACUAUAAAGAUAAAAAAUAUGCCAGUACUGAAUUGACAGCGAAAGUUAAAUGUUAAAAAUAUCAUGUUACCCCAAUCUAAUAAUUUAUGUUACUUGUUCAAAUGUUUUGGUUUCUAAACAGUAAAGGCAUUUCUAAAAUGAAAGUUUUAGAGAAUGAAAAAGCAUGUACUCCCUACACAUCUGAAGAAACUGAAGUAUUAGGAACUUUUUCUCUAGCUGUUAACAGGCUGAAAACAAUUUAAAAUGAACCUGAUGCUAAGCAUUGAGGAAGGAGAAUGAAUAAACAAAAAAACUGGAUAGUUAUAAAUUCAGUGGAACUUUGCUACCAUGCAGAGGUAAGGAGUGGAGAUUUCUCAGUCUGUUAACAUCAAUCUUGAAUUCAAAUUCAUGGUUUUUUUUUUUUUUUUAAGGCCCUGGUUAUUAGUGGGGUUUACACAUUUACAAGUUGGCAUAAUAACCUCAGGAUAAUUAAAGGAAAUAGCAAUGAAUCAAUUAUAGAAAUUAUAUUUAUCCAACAGAGUUAUAGACAUUCACAACUAAAGACCCACUGUCUAGUGUUAUGUAGUUAGCUCUUGAUGAUUAAUCAUUAAUAAUCAUCAGAAUAAUGUAAUGGUGAUGACCAAGUUGUAGGGAUUCUAGGAAUCAUUUUUGUGGGAUAUUGAAAUGGUGGUAGUUACAAAUUUUACCUUCCUAAUUAUGUGUUUACAUAUUAAAAUUUCUUUACAUUUAUAUUUCCUGAGCACAUAGUGGAAGGUACAAAUUUAAAUAUACACAUAUAUAUCACAGAUAAUACAGAAAAAGUUGACUCUAGCAUUUUAACAGUACCUGUGAGUGGAUUAACAUAAGCAUGUCGUUAAAUGUACAGAUUUUAUUUUCUAAAUAUCUGGAUUCUUAAGUAGAAAUAAGACUUGUAUCCUAUUGAUUUUGGAUUUAUUCCUUCUUAUAGAUUUAUGAAGGAUUAUAGGAUUGGAAAACAAUGAAUAGGUCUCUGAAUGUAGCACAGAAGUCCUUUACUCAUUCUUCAGGGUACAAGUUCAUGUGUUUAGGACAUCAGAAGAUAUCCUAUCUGUCAAGUUUUGAAGCCUCAGAUAUCAUUGUUAAGAUCCUAUUAGGUAUAGUUAGUUUCAAAACACUUAAGGACACUUAAGUCAGAGGCAGAGGGAUUUUCUUUACCCUUUCUAUUCUCUUCUCAAACUGGACAAUAAGCUUGAGGUGGGUAGUCUAAAAACCUCUAAAUUUAAUAAUGUAAUCCCUUUAAUUAAGUGUACUAAAAGAUAAGUCCAUCUUUGAUCAGAAUAACUAGGUUAAGCUUAUUGGGUUGAGAAGAAAGGAGGGCGGGGAGAGACACAUAAUAGAACUUCUUCCUAGUGUGCAGAAAGAUCGACUUGGCACUGGAAUGAGUAAUCACCACAUAUGUUUAAGGGUCUGGUUUUCUAGAUCUAAGCAAAUAUUUCUCAUAUAACUAACCCUUUAGAAACUAAAUCAACAGUAGUUCCAGUGUGAUCAAGGUAUAAACCAAUACUGUAAAAAAUAGCAAGUGUUCAUAUUUUCACCACAUGCAUAUUUAUAGAGUAGUUAGGAACCAUUUGUAAGGUAAGUCCUUUAAAAUUCUAUAAUACAUAUUAAAGUAGUGGUUAUUGGUCUGAUUUAUGCUGCUCUAGCUACACACUAGACAAAAAGCAGUGCUUUGUGAGAUGCAGUGUUUUAAUCUUCAUGCCACUGGUAAUAGGAAGUAGUUCUCUUCAGUUCACACUCCUGUGCCCUUAUUUGCUGCUUGCUGACGUAAGCAAUAAGAACCCCUCUAAUGGUAUCUAAACGUUUUUGUAUCCACAUAGUUAAUGACAGUGUAUUUGGUGACAGUGUAAAACUACUAGACAGAUUAAAAAAGUAUCUAUAGAAUAUAUUUAUUAAUUGUUAAUGCUGAAGUUUAGUCUGUGAAUUAUGUGUUUUGUAUCUUUACUCAUCAUGUAAUUUUGGUGGUGGUGAAAUUUGUACAACCAAUUCUUAAAAAAGCUGCAGUAUCCCUUUUGCAAUUUAACAUAGUUUGCAUCAGUUUCAGUUUACUGGCCAAACAGGCCUGAUAAUGAACACGAGGUAGUCAAAAAAAAUUUUUUUUUUAAAUAAAAACUCUGCUUAGGAAAGUCUUCAGGCCCCUACCCUGAAGUUAUUGAAAACUCCUUAUAAGCUCUUCACUGUGAGUUUCAAAGGGAUUCAAUUCCCAAUUUAAUGAUUUUGUUUUGAAUUUUAGAUGCGCAGUUUUGAGGAAUAUCUGAAGUUUGGUAACAUUACAGCCCCAAACCCUGGUGCUGUUAUUCCCAUUUAGAUUUGCACUAAAAAGGUGGGUGGAAACUCACAUGUAAAUAUCUUUUCUUUACCUAGAAGUGCCAUCCAUUGUCCUUGAAAGUAAUGAAACAAAAGUUAUUAACUGCCAUUGAUCAAUACUGAUUCAAUUAGCCAGGGUAUCCUGAAAUGCAACAGACCUUUUCCAAGGACAAUGUCAAAGCUGAGUUUAACUUUGACCACAUUUAUAGUGGUGUAUUGUCAACACUGCAUUUUCAUAAGCUCCACUCCAUUGUUGGAACACUGUGUGUCAGUGAGAUGAACAUGAUGCAGAGAAGUUCAGUGUUAACAGAGAUAACUGCUAUGGUUCACAUACUUCCUCCUCCAGCAAAGAUUUGCUGAUGAAGCUUCACGAGGAAGACUGAUCAAAAUUACCAGUUGUCUUUAACCCAAUUUGUUCAUUCAGCACUAACCUAGGCAAGGUCAAGAAAGGGGAUACUACAGCUUUGUUUGUACCUAUAAUUUAGGGAAAUCUUUCUUUGGAUCCUAACCACACCAGGAAGAAAAGUUUUCUCCCCUUGUGUGCUAUAAUCUAUAGGAAGGAUAAACACCCACCUUUUGUUCUUUGACUUGUGUAAAAGUUGACAUUCUUUUUCAGAGCUAGUAGCAAAAACAACAUAAUCCUAGAGCUGCCCAUCAAUGCAACUGAUUAUCCAGGGAAAAGAUAACUUUAGCUUAAAAGGGACCAGGCAACUAUUUCCAUGUUUUCCUAGAACUGCAUUUAGUUUCCAUUUGUAAGACUAUUUACCUUACUAAUUAGGAGAUAUGAAACACGAUAGGGAACCCUGGUUGACACAGCUGUCGUCCUUGAAAAAGAAAUCCUCAUAUUAAAAAUUUUGAUGUUUUGUGUUAGAUACCCACAGAUGUGUUAUUGUCAACUCUUACACAGGGUGCUCUUUUGGUGACAGACAUGCUGUAUUCUCUUGUUCAUGACAUUUCUCUGCAAUGAAUUCUCUGUGGAGUGAAUCAGUUGAAGCAAAUGAUUUUCUUAAAAAGUUUAACUUUUCAAUUUGCAAACUUGCUCUACAGCUCACUUUUGAGUUCAGUUGUAAUCAUGUAUUAAGUCACUCAUAUUUUAUUUAUUAAAGCUGUUCAUUCAGUAAGAACUAUGUUGAAAUUUUGCCAGUAUCUUAAUAAAACACAGCAAUUUAAAAUAAC